GUUGUCUCCGCUCGGAAAAGCAGGCAGUCGGGACUCUGUAGUUUCCACCGCCGCUGCUUCUCAAAGCUUUCUCCCGGAGAGAUGAGGCGGAAGGAGAAGAGGCUGCUGCAGUUCGCCGGACUGCUCAUAGCGGCUCUUCUUUUCCUCUCCAACGUCGGGCUGUGGUCUUUGUACAGGGACCGAGUGUUCGACAACUCGCCCAACACAGUGGACGGUCCGGGCGGCAACCUUCGGAUCCAGGGGUUGAACCAGAUGAGGAAGGUCGCUCAGGUGGGAAUCGAUGGUGUGCGGCGGACAGACUGGCACGACUACGAAGCAAUGAUGAGAGAUGCUGCUCGCUCAGGUAACGGUGAACAGGGGAAGCCAUUUCCUCUCACAGAAACCGACCGGGUGGACCAGGCCUACAGGGAGAACGGCUUCAACAUUUACAUCAGCGACCGGAUCUCCCUCAACCGCUCCCUCCCUGACAUCCGCCAUGCAAACUGUAAACCGAAGCUGUAUGCAGAGAAGCUGCCCAACACCAGCAUCAUCAUCCCGUUCCAUAACGAGGGCUGGUCGUCUCUGCUGAGGACCGUUCACAGCGUGCUCAACCGCUCUCCUCCACAGCUCAUCAUAGAGGUCAUCCUGGUCGACGACUUCAGCGACAAAGAGCACCUAAAGGUGGCGCUGGAGGAGUACAUGAUGCGGAUGCCCAAGGUUCGCAUCCUGAGGACCAAGAAGAGGGAGGGGCUGAUCAGGACUCGCCUGCUUGGAGCCGGCGCCGCUACAGGAGAAGUCAUCACCUUCCUGGACUCUCACUGUGAGGCCAACGUCAACUGGUUGCCUCCACUGCUGGACCGAAUCGUCCAGAACAGGAAGACCAUCGUGUGUCCGAUGAUCGACGUGAUCGACCACGACAACUUUGGGUACGACACACAGGCAGGGGACGCCAUGCGAGGGGCGUUUGAUUGGGAAAUGUACUAUAAACGGAUACCCAUCCCUCCGGAGCUGCAGGGCGACGACCCAAGUGAACCUUUCAAGUCACCGGUGAUGGCAGGUGGACUGUUUGCCGUGGACAGGAAGUGGUUCUGGGAGCUGGGAGGUUAUGACACGGGUCUGGAGAUCUGGGGAGGAGAACAGUACGAGAUCUCCUUCAAGGUGUGGAUGUGUGGUGGUCUGAUGGAGGACAUCCCCUGCUCCAGGGUAGGACACAUCUAUAGGAAGUACGUCCCCUACAAAGUCCCUGGUGGGAUCAGCUUGGCGAAGAACCUGAAACGUGUGGCAGAGGUGUGGAUGGACGAAUACGGCGAAUAUGUCUACCAGCGUCGCCCUGAGUACCGCCACCUGUCGGCAGGUGACAUGACGGCCCAGAAAGAGCUUAGGAACCGCCUCAACUGCAAGAGCUUCAAGUGGUUUAUGAGCGAGGUGGCCUGGGAUCUGCCCAAACACUACCCAAUGGUGGAGCCUCCUGCGGCUGCAUGGGGAGAGAUCCGGAACAUGGGCAGCGGGAUGUGUAUGGAGAUCAAACACUUUGUGUCAGGGAGCCCCAUCCGCCUGGAGAACUGUGUGAAAGGGCGGGGCGAGGUGGCCUGGAGUCAUGGACAGGUGUUAACAUUUGGUUGGAGGGAGGAUAUCCGGGUGGGUGACCCGAUGCACACGAGGAAGGUCUGCUUCGACGCCGUCUCCCACAACAGCCCUGUCACCCUGUACGACUGUCACGGCAUGAAGGGGAACCAGCUGUGGCGCUACAGAGAGGAUAAGAGUCUGUAUCACCCCGUCAGUAACAGCUGUAUUGACAGCAGCCCGAGCGAGCGGCGAGUCUUCAUGAACACGUGCGAACCCUCCUCUCUUAGCCAGCAGUGGCUGUUUGAAAGAACCAACGCCACCGUGCUGGAGCACUUCAACCGGGGCGCCAAGUGAGGCCACUGGACGUUGAGAUGAGACGUCUUCCAAAGAAAAAUACCAUGAAACAACGAUCACCUUGAUCAGAUAAGAUUGGAAGCUUCAAGUGAAUAAUGUGCUGCUUCAGGAACAUUCCCCGUGGUACAGCCGCAAUCCAGAAUGCUGGCUAUAAGCAGAAAAGCUGGUCGGCCCGCACACUACAACACCCAGAAUCCAAUCAUACAGUAUGGGCUUAUGAUGAGGAAGAAGGGUGGGAGACCCACGGUGAAGCCUGGAAACCCAGAAAACACCUGUGUGAAAAACACAAACUCUGCUGGAUUUAAUGGAUUAUCUAUUCGUUUGCCUCUUUUCAAUUGUUGCCUUAACAAUUCCAACAAUGGGGAAAUACCUGCUUCCUACACAUUCAUCAAAGAUACCAAAACAGCAGAUGGGGACAUGCUUUGUGCAAGCCAAAACUCUAUGGAAGCUGGAAAAAAAACAAUUAUUCCUGCACAGCGUGCAGACGAAUUGCAAGGAGAUAUCUUUCCCAGAAGGAACCCAAUCUUGUACAGACUCGUCUCUAAAGUGCAUUUUUUUUCUACUGAGCAAUAAAGCAAAAAAGUUACAGAA
Molecule: messenger RNA, 2490 nt
Organism: Cottoperca gobio
Lineage: Eukaryota; Metazoa; Chordata; Actinopteri; Perciformes; Bovichtidae
Product: polypeptide N-acetylgalactosaminyltransferase 10-like
Exons: 14
Coding region: 82-1899 (605 amino acids)
Biological process (GO): protein O-linked glycosylation
Cellular component (GO): Golgi apparatus
Molecular function (GO): polypeptide N-acetylgalactosaminyltransferase activity
Source: RefSeq, a predicted model, not a curated record